AUGGCAAACGGCCGUCCCUCCGAUCCCAUCUCCGUGCCCGAGUCGGGUGCCCGUCCCCGACGCAGUUCCAUCGCCGAUCUCUUCUCCAAGAGAGAUUCGUCUGCCAACCAAGCCGCCGCCAACCAAGCCAACCAGCAGCGGCGCCUAUCUAUAACUACUCUUGGUUUGUCUGGCUCACCCACCCAGGCUUCCACCUUUGGAACCCGAGGAAUCCGCCGCGGGAGUUUCUCCAGUUCGUGGGGAAGUGCCCCGAAUGAAGAUGCCGUGGCCGAAGAUCUUGAAGGCUCUCCUCCCGGUGCAACGCCCAAUUCGCCAUUUGCCCGACGGGUCUCCUUCGGAGCUCAGGCGUUGCGUGAGGCUCGCACUGGUAGUAGUGGAAACGGUAGAUAUCCCCCCGCUUCCUCUCCUGGAGCGCGUCCCAUCCCGACCCCGACCACCUCCAGUUCCAAAUCCCGAUCUCCCGCAAGUAUUUCCACGUCUAUCCAAGAUGAGAGAUCUAACUCGCGGCGACUAGGCGAAGGCUUCAACUGGUCUGAGGCCCUCCGUUCUCGAGCCGAGCGCGCCCCUUCCGUUGGGGCCCCCGUCUCCCCUCAGAAUUCCACUGUUCGCCCGAACGGCCACCAGCGUGCCGCAUCGAUCGCGUCCAUGGAGCAGCCCCUGCGGGAAAUUCCUAGGCAGCCUAAGCAGAACAAGCCCGAUUUCUUCCAGGAGAAGAUCUUGCGAGGUGAUUUCAUGGACUAA
Penicillium maclennaniae is the source of this 741-nucleotide messenger RNA. RefSeq lists its product as uncharacterized. NCBI's taxonomy places the organism in Eukaryota, Fungi, Ascomycota, Eurotiomycetes, Eurotiales, Aspergillaceae. The transcript has a single exon. The record is from RefSeq and is a predicted model, not a curated record. Bases 1 to 741 code for a protein of 246 amino acids.